AUGAGGUAUUCUUUAUUUUUCAUUUCAAGGGAUUCCAAAUUGUUUUUUUUUCCAAAAAAUCGUAAUAUAACAUUUUUCAAACCAUUUAUUUCAGGUUCUAUAUCAUUAAAAGAUAUUAUUAUUAAGAAAAAUGUUUCAAAACAUAUUCAAAACUAUGUUUCCUGGAUUAAAACAUAUUUUACUUCAGUAGAAGAGAAAAUAAAUCAGUUAACAGGAUAUGCAAAGAUUGAACAAUUGAAAUGUUUAAUUUCUGAACAAGAAACUAAUUUGAAAAAAGCUCGUAUAGAAACUAAGGAAGCUAAAUAUAAACAUACAUUAGCAAUCCAAGAACGAUUAAAGUUACAACGAGAAGUAAAUGAACUUUUGCAACGUAAACAUUUAUGGACACCAUCUGAUCUUGAACGAUUUACUUCUUUAUAUCGUUAUGAUCAUGUUAACGAACAGGAAGAACAAAAGGCCUAUGCAGAUUUAAUUGAAUGUGAAAGUAGAUUGGAUGAAUUGCAAGUUCAAUUAUUACAUUUUAUGCUUAGAAGAUAUCAUGAAGAACAAAUAUGGAGUGACAAAAUUCGACGGAUGAGUACUUGGGGAACAUGGAGUUUAAUUGGAUUUAAUAUUAUGUUAUUUUUAAUUAUUCAACUUGGAUUAGAGCCAAGAAAACGUAAUAAAUUAAUGAACGAUUUAAAACAGCACUUUGAAUUACUUUCAGAGAAAAAUCAAGUUAAAUCUGAUAUGAAAGAAAUAGCAAUUCAAGACUCUAAAAAUUUAGAAAAUACAUAUAGUCUUCUUUCUGUAGAAUCAGACAGAUUUCAGAAAAAAAUAGCUUUACAAUAUUUUCAUGAUGUUAAAAAGAUGUUUUAUGGAGAACCAAUUGAACCAAAAACGGUUUCUAUAUUAUGUAUAUCAACCGCUUUUCUUGGAGCUACAUUAUGCUAUAUAAUUCAACAGUUUUUAUAA
Pneumocystis murina B123 is the source of this 954-nucleotide messenger RNA. RefSeq lists its product as hypothetical. NCBI's taxonomy places the organism in Eukaryota, Fungi, Ascomycota, Pneumocystomycetes, Pneumocystales, Pneumocystaceae. Gene Ontology annotation, biological process: inner mitochondrial membrane organization. The record is from RefSeq and is a predicted model, not a curated record. The transcript is spliced from 2 exons. The coding region runs from base 1 to 954 and encodes 317 amino acids. Gene Ontology annotation, cellular component: mitochondrial inner membrane.